This is a messenger RNA of Cyclocybe aegerita, 1119 nucleotides long. NCBI's taxonomy places the organism in Eukaryota, Fungi, Basidiomycota, Agaricomycetes, Agaricales, Hemipholiotaceae. The record is from the annotation of a GenBank genome assembly.
AUGGGGUCUGAACCGCGAAGUGCAGCGGCCCACCGGUCGGUUGAUGUCCUUGCAUCCAAGUUGAGACGGCGGCAGAUUGUUGGUUCGAGAGCUACAGCUCUGGAAACCUUGCUCGUGUUGCGACAAGUCAUUGCUAAAGCACGUUUUGCAAAUCUUGAGCAACUGGUGGAGAUCAUCCGUGGCGUGGGUCGGAGGCUUGUUGACGCUCAACCAAAAGAGCACUCUGUCGGAAAUACCGUUCGAAAGGUCCUCCACCAUAUUCGAGAAGAACACCAUGCAGCCACCCAAGGGACAAACGUCGCCGCAAAGCCCACAUCUUUCUCGAUAUCCAAGUUCGUACUGCAGGGCCAGCCACGAAAACACGCUGCACCUCAGAAGUCUUCCGAGAGCAAAGGCACGCUACGGGAGAACGAUCCCGAUGACCCCGAUUCGUUUGCUCGGGGCUUGAAGCCAGUUCUUAUGGAGGCCAUUCAGGACGUCCUUGAUGAACUCGAAACGGUAUAUGACAACAUCUCGAAAAAUGCAAAGGAUCAUAUCCACUCAGAUGAAAUCAUUCUGACACUCGGAAUGUCAAAGACAGUCGAGGCCUUCCUCAAGUCGGCGGCGCAUGCACGGAAUUACUCCGUAAUUGUAGCAGAGACAGCACCUUCAUACGAUGGACGCGAAAUGGCUAAAUCACUGUCAACAGCCGGAAUCUCCACUUUCCUCGUUCCCGACUCUUCAAUAUUCUCCCUCAUGUCUCGUGUCAACAAAGUCAUCCUUGGAGCUCAUGUCAUCCUCGCGAACGGCGGCAUGUUCGCCGUCAGCGGGUCGCUCAUGGCUGCCACAGCAGCAAGAGAGCAUAGCACACCCGUCGUUGUCUGUGCAGGUCAAUUUAAACUGACGCCUUUGUGGAAUCUCUAUCACGAGUAUGGUGCUCUUGAUUUUGGAAAUCCGACGGAUGUGCUCGGGUUCGAGAAUGGCGACCUCGUAGACAAGGUCGAUGUUGUGAACCCUUAUUAUGACUACGUUCAACCUGAGCUGAUUGUCGCGUAUAUAACAAACGACGGCGACCACCCUCCAUCAUCAAUUUACCGGUUACUGAAAGAAACAUACGAUGACGAAGAUAAUGAGCUGUGA